UGCUAAUUGCAUCUAGCUAUAAAUACUGCCAACUACUUGUCCUCUUUCUUCAUUUGUCUCUGCUCCUCCAAAAGGGUUAGCAUCACCACUUCUUUCCUGGAAGCAUCAGCCCAAAUCCCAGGAAUAGCCCAGUUACACAGAAGAGGCGUGAAAAAAGUUGGAGCGGCUUCAAAAAGACAGCAAAGAGCUUAAAGCUCUGCGAGGGGAGAUACGAAUCAAUGUCAUUUGUGAGCRUUUCAGAGGAACGUGCAAGAAGGUGAGAUGUUCCCUCUGCCCAUGUUUACGCCGGAUCAGGUCGCUCGGGUGUGCGAGAACCUGGAGGAGACCGGGGACAUAGAGCGCCUCGGUCGGUUCCUCUGGUCGCUGCCCGCCGCCGUCCCUGGCUCUGCCGGGGAGGCCCUCAACCGGCACGAGUCCGUGAUGAGAGCGAGGGCGCUGGUGGCUUUCCACAGGGGCAACUUUGAGGCUCUUUAUCAGAUCCUCCAGAGCCACAGGUUCACACGGGAGUCACACGCCAAGCUCCAAGACCUCUGGCUGGAUGCACACUACAGAGAGGCKGAAAGGCUCAGGGGCCGGCCACUGGGGCCCGUGGAAAAGUACCGAAUUCGCAAGAAGUUCCCACUGCCCCGCACCAUCUGGGAUGGCGAGCAGAAGACGCACUGCUUUAAGGAAAGAACUCGCAGCUUGUUAAGAGAAUGGUACCUCCAGGACCCGUACCCCAAUCCAUCCAGGAAACGCCACUUAGCCCAAGCCACAGGACUCACACCAACACAAGUGGGGAACUGGUUCAAGAACCGGCGCCAAAGAGACCGCGCUGCAUCGGCGAAGAACAGGCUCCAGCAGGAUCCGUCCCUCCUGCCCUCUGAMGGCUCGCCCCACAGCUCCCUUCAGGAGCGCCACCAUCGCCCCCACCUGCUGCCCAACUCCCCCCACCACCCGGGCAGCCCCGAGAGCGACUGCAGCACGGAGGCUGAGCGCAGAGGAACGGGGGCCUCCACCCCAGAGAUCUCCGUCAGUAGUGACAGCGAGUUCGAGUCUUGAGGUUCUCCUCCCCCAUCGGAGGACCCUGAUUUUCUGAGAAAACUUCUAUGAAACCCAUUUGAACUUUCACCGGACACAUUACAGCCGUUCAGACUCCACGGAGGCCAGAACAAGACCACGUAUUGUGGCUUUAAGUGGAUGAUAGMAAGGAAAGAAAUGCACUUAAAAAGCACCACAGGGUGUCAUGUAUUAGCUCUGGGCUGACCAUGACUCAGUAUUAUAGAAAGACAAAAAUCCACAGGUCCAAAAAAACAAUAUUUUAACUCUCAGSAAUUUUUUAAGAGGUAAUCUUAAUAGCGUUUAGCUCAUGUAAGUGUUUCUACUAUUUACAUAUUUAAAUAGGUUAAAACUUUUAGAUAUARACCAUUUAGUAGUUUUAAGCUAUAUACAUUUUGAAAUUCACAAUAAGAAAUGCCUUGAGGACAUUAUUAUUAUCAUUAUUAUUUUAUUAAAGGUGAAUAAGACAAAAUGCAUAUUAUUCAUUUAAAUUUGACAAAAACGUGUGCGUCAAAGCCAGUUCGGAUAAGUUUAUUUCAAAUCAAAAAUAAUAAUUAGCCUAAAUUUUUACAUGGUAAUGAGAGAUGAACUUGUGAUCUUGCUAAGAGGCAACAGCUCUAACCACUGCACCACCGUGCCACCCAACAAUCCAACCACACACAUGUCAACUUGUACGGAUUGUCUGUAAGUUAUAAGGAUUUUACGUCAUUUUGCAGGUAUACGGACGUAUA
Messenger RNA from Austrofundulus limnaeus, 1769 nucleotides. It is a transcript of the gene six7, whose product is annotated as SIX homeobox 7. Gene Ontology annotation, biological process: eye development; regulation of transcription by RNA polymerase II. Gene Ontology annotation, cellular component: nucleus; transcription regulator complex. The coding region runs from base 262 to 1041 and encodes 259 amino acids. NCBI's taxonomy places the organism in Eukaryota, Metazoa, Chordata, Actinopteri, Cyprinodontiformes, Rivulidae. The transcript is spliced from 3 exons. The record is from RefSeq and is a predicted model, not a curated record. Gene Ontology annotation, molecular function: RNA polymerase II cis-regulatory region sequence-specific DNA binding; DNA-binding transcription factor activity, RNA polymerase II-specific.